Molecule: messenger RNA, 1133 nt
Organism: Diachasma alloeum
Lineage: Eukaryota; Metazoa; Arthropoda; Insecta; Hymenoptera; Braconidae
Gene: fln
Product: flightin
Exons: 3
Coding region: 118-582 (154 amino acids)
Source: RefSeq, a predicted model, not a curated record
GCCAGCAGUAGUCGAGGGUGAGUUACCUGGGGAGACACCUCAUUUAUUCAGGGAGGUCUCGAUUCCAUCCGCAGGCAGGACCGAAUUGCAGGAUCUAGUGGUCGAGUGGGUUGAGGUAUGGCGGAUGACGAACCAGCAUGGGAUUUUGAGGAUGUGCCAGCACUCCCAGCGGAACCACCAGCGGAGGAAGCUCCAGCCGCCGCGGGGGGUGCUGCUCCAGCGAAGGAGGAACGGCCCAAAUUAGAUUAUUCGGUUUUUGCCAAGGCACCGAAACCCAAGUACACGUUACAUUGGGUCCGGCCCGUGAUCCUUGGUUAUCGCUACAUUACUGAUUAUAGGCAAUUUUACUACAAUGAUGUGAUCGACUGGCUGGACAAAAGAAAUCGAGGAAUCGAGCGCGACCCACCCAACUGCGAGGAGUGGUCCGAGCGUGCGUUCAAGAUGUACAACGCCAAGAACAUCAACAAAAGUGUGAAACAGAUAGCCGACUUGCGAUGGAUAACUUGCUACAGAACUGUGCCAAGAUACUACAGUUACCACACACGAGCCUACUACAGUCUAAAGUAUCAACCGAUUCUCUGAGGUCACCUCCACCGAAAUUUGAUCAAUCACUUCCUCAUCUCUCCUCUCUUCUACUUCUCUCCUUCCCCCGAAUUUUUACCCAACGCUGUCUCAACAAUAAAUAAUAUGAAAGUGCAAACGGAGAAGAAAGUCACAUGAAAAAUUGCUCUACAAUCUGGGUAAUUGGAGAGCGAAAUUGUACGUCAGGAAUUUCCAUUUGAAAUCAACGAAAAAAAUCUGAGGUGAAGAUUAUUUUUUUUUCCUCAUUCAGGUUUGUAAGUUGUUCGCAGGAAGAAAUUGAAAUUUACCGCAUUUUUCACCACUUUUUACUCAAUUUUUCUCGCUAUUUUUCGUUGAUUUUUUUUCUCCGUUUAUGGACGAGAAUAUGACUGACUGUUACUACUCGCUGAUGUAUUAAAUAAAAUUAUAUUUAAAUUCAACAUCAAACGCAUCUUGAACGAGUACAAUGUCAACACUUUAAUGUAGCAAUGAACUGAUACACGAAUGGUUUCUUUUCUUCGUUUGUAUUCAUAAUAAACAACUAUGAAUAACUAUUAUUUAUAGUAAAUAUA